Malurus melanocephalus (red-backed fairy wren) is the source of this 2509-nucleotide messenger RNA. RefSeq names its product CD86 molecule (gene CD86). Gene Ontology annotation, cellular component: external side of plasma membrane. The transcript has 6 exons. The coding region runs from base 6 to 905 and encodes 299 amino acids. Gene Ontology annotation, biological process: negative regulation of T cell proliferation; positive regulation of T cell proliferation; cell surface receptor signaling pathway. NCBI's taxonomy places the organism in Eukaryota, Metazoa, Chordata, Aves, Passeriformes, Maluridae. The record is from RefSeq and is a predicted model, not a curated record.
AACACAUGGAAGUCCUUGCAGCAGCCUGUGGAAAAAGUGUCAUGGAGGUCUGCAUAUUCUUCYUAAGUGCUAUGAUACUUCUCCCAGGUACUGCUGCCAGUGUACACCCAGUGAAGGCAUUUCUCCAUCACACCGCACACCUAUCCUGUUUUUUUCCAAACUCUCAGAAAAUUGAUGUAAAUAAUUUAAUAAUUUUUUGGCAAAAAGACACUAUUAAAGUGGUGAACGAAGUAUAUUUUGGUCAAGAGAAACAUGAUCACCUUAGUCCUGAAUAUAUAAAUCGCACCAAGGUGGAUCUGAGCAAAUGGACCUUGCAAUUGUUAMAUGCAGGAAUUGAGGACGAGGGACACUAUCAGUGUGUUAUUAUGCAGAAAAGAGAUGAACAACCAGCAGAGCUCAUACACAGAUCUGAGUGUGUGCUGCACAUCRUUGCCAACUACAGUCAACCUGAGAUAGCAGAACUGCACACUGGGGAACUAAAACCCAACGGAUACUUGAAUUUUUCCUGUUCUUCCAGCGGAGGUUAUCCAGAGCCCGAGGAGAUGACUUGGCUAAUCUCACAUGAGAACAUCACACACAGCAGUACAGCUGACAUGGAUGUCUCCCAGGAUGCUGUSACAAAGCUGUACAAUGUUACCAGCAAGCUGAAUAUCSCAGUUCCUACAAAGAGCAGGACUARUAUCAGCUGCUUGCUUCACCUURGGGAGCAGCUGGGAAGCCUUGUYUCAGUGCCACUGGGCAUAGAGAUACCAGAGAAAGAAAUGGAGCCAGCAAAGAUAAAUUUCUUUGGCCCACUUAUAGCUGUGGUUGUACUGAUCACUGCAGCACUUCCUCUGGGUUUUGUGAUAUUAAAGAAGAACAGAAAUAUCUUGUCUACCAACCAGAGUGUUAGUCUAGCAGUCUAGAAGCUAUCCAGCUUGAAACUGAGGCCACCAGCCAGACUGCUGACUGAGAACCAYCUCUGCACAUAGCAAGGUGUGAGGUUCCACGUUUUUUGAGGCUCUGCCAGAACAAGAAUCCUCYCCAGAUGCCCUACAGAACAACAUGCAACACUUUUGUGUGAUGGCUGAAACCUACUGCCCAGUGUUCUCUGCUUUGUUUUUGCUCCAGAAUGGCAGUAAAUAAGCUGCUCUGCCUGCCUUCAUGAGUACCUUUUUGUUGUAUYUUUUAUUAUGCACUGUGACAAUGUAAAAUCCUGAGAGUCAAUGGUGAAAGCAGAGCUGCAUAGGUUACAGAGUGUCUCAGAAACAGAGUUAAGCCACAACCUGUGAAUCAUAACCAUGGCUGCAAACAGGAUCAGAGUAGGCUAUUACACACAGAAUCACAGAACCGUGGAAUCAUAGAAUGCCUUGGCUUGGAAGGGAACUUAAAGGUCAUCCAGUUUCAACCCCCCUCCCUAACCAGGAGCCAGAAAUGCUCUUGGCACACCCACUGUGGCUUUGUACCAGUAACUUUCUUGUAAAGCUUYGCAUCAGAAAGAGGAACUUCAGGGCACUUCCCUACCUUCUCAGAAAAGUCGUGCAAUUCCUAUCAGGCAUGUGAAAGUAGAAAAAGUCUAAAGGAAAUACUUUAAACAUAAUUUGCGAUUAUCUUUGAUUUUUUCAAUAUCAUCCAAGCUUAAUAUGCUCAGACAGUUAGUACUUCCACACUUUGUUCCUCUAUAUCCUGACUGAGAGCUGUAAUAGUUGUUCAGGUGGAUGCAGGGAUAGACAAGAAAGCAUGAGGCAUCAUUCAUACGUGUGUAUAUCUAAACAUACAAAAUUCAGCUGAGCAGAUMAUGAAAAAACAUAACUCAUGUUCCAUUUUGGCUGACUGUGUUCUCCCUUUCUUAAUUUUCCUUCAAACCUUGAUGAUAGAGCAUUUCAUACACUGUGGUAUGUUUAGCCACAGGAAGUAAUUUUACCUUUCGGAAAAGACUUUUUGUUCCACUCAAAAUAUGUCAGUUCUCCUAWCUUGAAUGACCUCUGCACUUUAUAUUCUUUAACAGCACUGACAUCUUUCAGGAGGAAGAAUGCAGCAAAACUGAGGCAAAAUUCUUUUGAGGUCUGGAUUGUGUUUGUAGGUCUGACACUUUCAGAAAGAGCAGGGAUAUUAGCAUCAUAUUCUCAAGACAAAUUUCAGCUCCGAGUUGCAGUGUGGGGGCAUAAAUUCCCUACAGUUUCUGCUGGGUACAAAUAUUCUAUACUGUUAAAUGAUGUUGUGAGUUACCAUGUUCCACCUCAAUUUUUACUGCAUUUUCAAGCUGUGACAGAAAUGUGUGUUCUUUAGAGUUAGCAAAACUAUUUGGGAGUCAGUUUAUUAAGCUAUUACACUAACAAUCCAAAUAUUUUCAUUCAGAUUAUUAUCAUUCAAAUGUUAUUAGAAGUUAAAGAUUUCAGUUUUUUUGUAAAAGUUUUACUUGCUAGCAAACUUAUUUAAUGAAUUAUUAAAAGAUAUGUCUUUUUCUGUGUUGCUGUUUUUAUUCUCCUUCCAUUAAAGCAUCAUGUUAGGCAAUACCAACAUUUUGUGU